Molecule: messenger RNA, 681 nt
Organism: Seminavis robusta
Lineage: Eukaryota; Bacillariophyta; Bacillariophyceae; Naviculales; Naviculaceae
Source: the annotation of a GenBank genome assembly
AUGAGUGCCCUGGGCUGGCAACUGAAUACAUCCUUCAAGAAGUCAUUCACAACGCAAAACAGCUUCGUUUGCUUGGCCUAUCAGGCCAAAGCAGUGGCUGAACUUGGCAAGCUGACAGAACUGGAACAGCUCUAUUUGGAGGACUGGACAAAUCAUGGCACUAUCCCGAGUGAGAUUGGGCACUUGAAAAAGCUGACCACCCUGGACUUGAAUGCGAACUCUAUUUCUGGCAUUUUGCCAAGCGAGGUCUUUGAACUGACUGAGCUGACUUACCUUUAUGUUGGCUCCAACAAGUUAGAAGGCAAACUACCACCUGCUCUCUUUUCCAAACUUUCCCACUUGCAGCUCAUAUCCAUCAGUGACAACAUGUUCUCGGGCACUGUUCCUACAGAAGUGGGUCAACUGUCUGAUCUCAGGACGCUAGAAUUUCAGAAUACCAACCUUUCUGGCACCCUCCCUGCAGAAAGAAUACUCAUGCUGGAGAAGUUGACCAGCUUGGUAGUCACAGACACAUCCUUGUCGGGCAGCAUCCCUGAAGAGCUGUGUGACAGAAUGUACCUGCAGGAAAUGAAAUGCUUCGGUCCUACACCAUGUAAAGUCUUGCCAAUGAAUGCCAGCGCAUCAGUCUGCCAUGGCACUUCCCUCUGCGGGUGUGAUUGUGGUCCUUGCAAACUUAACUAA